GUCCGGCAACUGUCCGGGAUAUUCUGCACAUGGCUGAAACCGCAGAGACAAAACCUCUUCUAACCAAGAAGGAAGAAAAAGACGACGACGACGACGACGAAGAAUGGAGAGGAUGUGGUCCAGCUUUGUUGUGUGAUCCCCGUCGCGGGCCUCACCGUUUUAUCGUCUUGAUAUUCACCUGCAUGCUUAAUUUCGGAAGUUACUUCUGCUACGACAAUCCGGCUGCUUUGCAGCAGCAAAUAACAACUGAUAUGGGUGUGACGAAUAGUCAAUACAUGCUGUUGUACUCUCUCUACUCGUGGCCCAACGUCGUUUUGUGUUUCAUUGGUGGCAUACUCAUUGACCGGAAGUUGGGAGUCAGAAUGGGUGGAAUAGUGUUUGCAACUUUUGUACUUGGUGGGCAAAUCUUGUUUGCAAUGGGAGCAUUGACCAACGCUUACUGGCUAAUGGAAGCAGGACGCUUUGUAUUUGGUAUUGGUGGUGAGUCACUGUGUGUUGCACAAAACAACUACGCAGUCAUCUGGUUCAAAGGCAAGGAACUCAACAUGGUGUUUGGUCUGCAGCUCAGUAUUGCUCGCGUAGGUAGCACGGUGAAUUUCAAUAUAAUGAAACUGAUUUACAAGGCAAUAGCGAAGGUGGUUAGUCCCGGCUACAAAGUACUCGGUCUCAGCUUGAUGGUUGGUGUCGGCAUGUGCUGUCUGUCUCUUCUCUUUGCUAUUAUCCUGGCAGUGCUCGACAAGCGAGCCGAGAAAUUGACUAAACGAAAGACAAUCUCGACCGAAGAGAAAAUUACAUUGUCCGACGUGAAGAAAUUUCCAAUCACUGUUUAUACGCUGUUCAUCAUCUGCGUUGCUUAUUAUGUUUCUGUCUUCGUUUUCAUUGGUGCCGGAACGGUAUUUUUUACAACUAAAUAUGGUUUUUCGGACAGUGAAGCGAAUGCUAUUGAUGGCAUCGUGUACAUUUUGUCUGCUGCGGCUUCUCCCAUUUUUGGAUUCCUUAUUGAUCGAUUGGGGAAAAAUAUCUUUUGGGUGAUUGCUGCUGUUGUUAUCACUCUUGGUUGUCACGCCAUUCUAACAUUCACCUUCAUCAAUCCUUGGAUUCCGAUGGUGAUAAUGGGUGUUGGAUAUUCAAUGUUGGCAUGUAGUCUGUGGCCAAUGGUAGCCUUUGCUCUUCCAGAACAGCAGCUCGGUACAGCAUACGGAUUUAUGCAGGCUAUUCAGAAUCUUGGUCUUGCUACUGUUGCCUUAGCAGCGGGGAAGAUACUUGAUGCGAAGGGGUAUCUUAUUUUAGAAGUUUUCUUUAUGGCUUGGCUAUGCUUGGCUCUUCUGUCAUCUGUGUUGUUGUAUAUGUUUGAUGUUGCAAGAGGCGGUUUUUUGAACUUGACUGCUAGAAGUCGUGCUGAGUGUGAAAAGAUAAAAAACGAACAAAUCGAAAACGAAGAGUACGCAGAACCUAUAAAGUCACCAUCAAGCGUCGCUCCUCAUUCAUAUACAAGCCCAAUACAACCACGAUCCACACAGAAUCUUAGAAACAGAUUCUACUCCAGGAUCGGUGCGAAGCUUCCUGAUCAUUCGUAUGCUAGUCUUCAUCGCAACCCUCUAGCUUAUCCUAGACCAACUAAAUAGUAUUUUCAAUGACAAAAUUGCUGCUUCGUGCAGAUUGAAUCAUGUGUAGUUCAUUCUAAUGGAUUAUAAAUGACGUAUUAUGAGGUUGAUUAAAAUUUAGUUCUCGUCUUGUCUUGCA
Corticium candelabrum is the source of this 1743-nucleotide messenger RNA. RefSeq names its product major facilitator superfamily domain-containing protein 1-like. The transcript is spliced from 18 exons. Gene Ontology annotation, biological process: transmembrane transport. Lineage: Eukaryota; Metazoa; Porifera; Homoscleromorpha; Homosclerophorida; Plakinidae. The record is from RefSeq and is a predicted model, not a curated record. Gene Ontology annotation, molecular function: transmembrane transporter activity. Gene Ontology annotation, cellular component: lysosome. Bases 30 to 1625 code for a protein of 531 amino acids.